CCUCUCGCUACCAGAGCUCACGCCGCUACCAACGCUGAGAGCAUGGCCAUCGGCGAUUCGUCAGAACAGGGCACGCGCAAGUGUCUCGGUGCCGACUGCGAGAAAGAGGCCGGUCCUUUGCAGUGCCCUACAUGCCUCAAGGCAGGUGUGCAGGACAGUUACUUUUGCUCACAAGAGUGCUUCAAGAGGAACUGGACUCAGCACAGAAUCAUCCACAAGAAGGCGCAGGCGCAAAAUGGAAUCAUCGACAAGUUCGUCACGCCAAAAGCUGACUCUCAGCCCGACACAGACACAGGGAACUAUAAUCCAUUUCCGACCUUCUCCUUCACCGGGUCUGUUCGGCCGGUCUAUCCACUGUCUCCACGCCGCGCUAUCCCCAAGUCAAUCAAGCAUCCAGACUGGGCCGUGACAGGUAUUCCUAAGGGAGAACAGCGUUUGAACCGCUACAAGAUCGACCUUCUCAAUGCCAAAGGCCAGGAGGCAAUGCGCAAGGUGUGCAGGCUGGCUCGCGAGGUGCUGGAUAUUACCGCUGCAGCAGUCAAGCCAGGUGUCACUACUGACUUUCUCGAUGAAAUCUGCCACAAGGCUUGCAUCGAGCGGGAGUCAUAUCCCUCUCCGCUGAACUACAGUCGAUUCCCCAAGUCACUCUGCACAUCACCAAACGAGGUUGUGUGUCACGGCAUUCCCGAUCAGCGCGCCCUCGUCGAUGGUGACAUCAUCAACCUCGACAUCUCUCUGUACCAUGGAGGCUACCACGCCGAUUUAAACGAAACGUACUACGUAGGCGACAAAGCGAAAGCCAACGCCGAUGCCGUCCGGCUAGUGGAAACGACCCGCGAAUGCCUGGACAUGGCCAUCGCUACUGUCAAACCUGGAACCCCUAUCCGAGACUUCGGUCGUGUCAUCGAGAAGCAUGCGAAGUCAAGGGGUUUGAGCGUGAUGGCUACGUGGGGCGGGCACGGCAUCGGCACGGAAUUUCACCCGCCGCCUUGGAUACCUCAUUACAGCAAGAACAAGGCAGUGGGAAUCUGCAAGCCUGGGAUGACUUUCACGAUUGAGCCUAUCCUCACGCUUGGGAAGCCGAGGGAGGUGUAUUGGCCGGAUGAGUGGACAAACGUGACGGUGGAUGGGAAGUGGACUGCGCAGUUUGAACAAACACUGCUAGUUACGGAGACAGGUGUGGAGAUUUUGACAGCAGGGAACGAGAACUCGCCUGGAGGCCCGAUACCGAUACCAAUACCAACGGAGUGAUGCGGAUGUGGAGAACCUGACAGCUCCUCAGACCUCUGACCUCGCAGUGCAUCAGGAUAUACACACUUGCCCCAGGAGGAAACAGGGAAGGUUUGCAGGCCAGCUCCCAAGGUCAUGGGUGUUAGUAUCGUAGUAGAUCAAGUACCAGA
This is a messenger RNA of Paraphaeosphaeria sporulosa, 1400 nucleotides long. RefSeq names its product putative methionine aminopeptidase, type I. The record is from RefSeq and is a predicted model, not a curated record. Gene Ontology annotation, molecular function: metalloaminopeptidase activity. Gene Ontology annotation, biological process: proteolysis. NCBI's taxonomy places the organism in Eukaryota, Fungi, Ascomycota, Dothideomycetes, Pleosporales, Didymosphaeriaceae. The transcript has 4 exons. The coding region runs from base 43 to 1251 and encodes 402 amino acids.